GAGGGAAAAGGGUCCAAAAGGGAGAGAAGAAACAAUUACAAAAAGAGAGGGUUGGGGGAGUGCUGGUGAGAGUUCUUGUAGGUAAUUUUCUGGUGACGGAUGGUUUGGUUCUCUCGCGCUCCCAUUGCUAUUCGUCUUCCCUGAAUGCCUUAAUCAGCGUUCGGGAAAAUUUUGGCGAUUUACGUGAGGAGAAGCGAGGGAUUCAUUGGUGAUGUGAAGAUCGAUUCAAAAGAAAUGGUAUUUGUGGGACUAUAUUCUGUGGGUUGUACUUGAGUUAGUAAAAGAAAUGAAUUCAAGGCUUGAUGUUUACCACCAUAAUGCUAUUGUUGGAAAUGUGAUAUCUGAUAUCCCAUGGAAGACUAGACCUCAAGGGAUAUUCCUAUAAGAAGUGCACUACUGCCAUUCUCUUGCGCAGUAGUUUAAUUCUUCAAAAAUGGCGGUAGUCAUAGAUCAUCAUCAUGGAUUCAAGCCAUUUAACCGAUGUCAGAGAUGCAGGCUCCAAUCCUUUACUCAAUUUGAUUACAACAUUCUUGAACUUGGCCAAACCAAUCUUACCCAUUCUUUAAAACAAGCAUUUGAAGUUGCCAAUAUUCACAGAAGCUUCUCCUCUCCGUGCUUCCCCCUAGCCACAAGAUUUGAAGAAGAGUUUGAUGGCAAUCCAAGAAUUGAGAUUGUUGGUGGCCAUGGGGCACCUAGAGUGCGAGCCCUAGUUGUUGAGGUUGCCAUAGCUAUGGCCUCUGGUAUUAAUCCCUUACCUUUGUCAAGUGGACUAGGUGGUGCUCACUUGUUGCGAAGCAAAACUGGUGAUAAUAUUGCAGUAGCAAAGCCAAUUGAUGAAGAAGCUUUAGCUUUGAACAAUCCUAAAGGCUUUGGUGGAUUAAUGCUAGGCCAACCUGGCGUGAAACGUUCUGUUCGAGUGGGUGGAACUGGAAUUCGUGAAGUAGCUGCUUAUCUUCUUGAUCAUGGUGGUUUUGCUGGUGUUCCUCCAACAGCGCUAGUGAAAAUCGCUAGUCCUGUUCAAUUCAAUGUUAAUAACGGUACAACUAAGUAUAAGAUUGCCUCACUCCAACGAUUUGUACAUCAUGACUUUGAUGCAGGGGAAUUAGGCCCUUCUGGCUUCUCAGUUGCUUCAGUGCAUCGAAUUGGAAUAUUUGAUGUAAGACUCUUAAAUCUUGAUAGGCAUGCUGGAAAUAUACUUGUCAAGAAGAACGAUGAACGCGAUAAUUAUUCAAUUGGGGCAGCUGAGCUUGUGCCUAUAGACCAUGGACUUUGUCUACCUGAAUGGCUUGAUGAUCCUUAUUUUGAAUGGUUGCAUUGGCCUCAAGCCUCAGUUCCCUUUUCAGAGAUAGAACUUGACUAUAUAUCCAAUCUUGAUCCUUUUAAAGAUGCACAGCUCUUAAGGACUGAGCUUCCUUCUUUAGAGGAAUCAUCCAUCCGUAUUCUCAUCCUUUGCACAAUUUUCCUGAAGCAAGCUGCUUCUAAGGGGCUUUGCCUUGCUGAUAUAGGGGAAAUGAUGACUAGGGAGUUUUGCAGUGAAGAGAAAAAUUUGAGUGAGCUAGAGAAUCUUUGUGCAAAAGCAAAGGCAUAUGCGGUUAAGGCAUCUGAUGAUGAAGAUGAUGGUAAAAAGAAAAAUGAGCAAAUUAGUAUGAAGGAAAAGGAAGGUGUUGAUAUAUUUGAAUUCAAUUGUGGAAAUGGAAAUGCUUCUGAAAAGGUUUUGGAUAUCCCUCAACUCUUACAAUGUCCUCCUAGCAUGGCUAAAGUUCCAAGAUUUUCAUCUGUAAGAUCGAUGCCUAGGUUGCACGAUUCAUCGACAUUAUCUCCAAUGUACUCGGAAAAUAACCAUGAUGAUAAUUGCAGUGACAACACAAAGAUCAAGGAAGACAAUGGGCGGUUGACAAGGAGCACUAGUUGCUCGGCACAAAAUUGCAAGUGGGAAAAUCAAGGCAUUUCUCUCGGGGACAUGAGUGGAGAAGAAUGGGAAUUGUUCUUAGAGUGCUUUCAGAAGCUUUUGCCAAAAGUGUUUCAAGGCACCAAAUGCAUGGCCUCCAAGCAAAGGUUGGGAACUUCUGGCAAGUUCUAAACAAGUAAGAAUGCUUCCAAAGAAACAACAUAAAUUGAACCAGUGAUUAAAGACAAAUAGUUGCUUGUAUCUAGUUUUGGAGUGAUUUUGCAUAUUGUCCCUAUCAAGUUUUAGUAUAUUAGUAUAUGCAAUACAUAAUAGAUAAACACAAAAGAAGGAAAAGGGACCGGCAGGUUGUUAUCCUUUCCAUUUCUUUUUCUGUAUAUUCUUUUUUAUUAUUUUUAUUAAUUAUUGGAUUAUACAACAGGUUUGCAUGGACAUAUUUGUAAGAAAAGAAUUAUAUCAUCCAAAAUGUGAAUACUGUUUAUUA
Messenger RNA from Jatropha curcas, 2390 nucleotides. Its product is annotated as phosphatidylinositol 4-kinase gamma 8. NCBI's taxonomy places the organism in Eukaryota, Viridiplantae, Streptophyta, Magnoliopsida, Malpighiales, Euphorbiaceae. The record is from RefSeq and is a predicted model, not a curated record.